AUGGAAGGGGAGGCUGGGGGCCUACCUCUGCGCGAAGCGACACCCCCAGCACGUGGCCGGCGUCCGCAUGCUCCGUGGACGGCGGGCGGUGGUGGGCCGAGCCGGCUGGAGAAGUGCAGCCCUCGGGGAGGGAACCUGGGGAGACAGACCGGCUCACUUCUUAUGCAGCGCCAUCAUCUUGCACUCGCUCUCAGCGCCGACCAGCGGCUACGAAGAGGUCAGAAGCCUUCCUGGGAGGGACAGGUGCAAUUCUGGACGUCUGGGGCCUCCGCAGGCUGGACCGGCUCCCCAGGUCAUCCACGGACACCAGAAAAACAUACCUGUCCGGGGAAGCUAAAGGCUUGUGCAGAGCUGGUGGGUCGGGGCAGCCCCUCCUCGCGGGUUGUGGUCCCCGAGAGCAGAGACCUGCAGGAGUGUGCACGAGUGGGCCACAGCCUCUCCAGCUACUGCUCUGGCUGCCACAGCCCGUUAGCCUCCUGGCCUGAAGGCUCAGCCCAUCCCGUGCAUGCCACCGGGACCCUCAGAUCAUCCUUGGAAUUUCCCAAGGAUGCUGUGCUGCUCGGGCCCCAGAGCCCCGAUGCUGAGCAGCCCCAGGCCAGAGGCACAACAGGGUACCCGUAUGCAGCCUCCGGGGACGUGAUCAUUCUCAGCAGCAGCCUCCUUUUUCUGGGCUCCUACCCUGUCAGGGAGGCGCUGCAGAAGGAUCUGGACAGCAAGCUCUUUGGACAGCAUCUUGCAAAGAAAGUCAUCCUAAACGCUGUCUUCGGCUUCCUAAGCAACCCGAAGCCCAAGAAACCGCUCACGCUCUCUCUGCACGGGUGGACGGGCACCGGCAAAAAUUUCGUCAGCAAGAUCAUCGCGGAGAAUAUUUACGAGGGCGGUCUCAACAGUGACUAUGUGCACCUGUUUGUGGCCACAUUGCACUUUCCACACGCCUCCAACAUCACCCUGUAUAAGGAUCAGUUACAGCUGUGGAUCCGCGGCAACGUGAGCACGUGCGCAAGGUCCAUCUUCAUAUUCGAUGAGAUGGACAAGAUGCACGCCGGCCUCAUAGACGCCAUCAAGCCUUUCCUGGACUACUAUGAGCACGUGGACGGGGUCUCCUACCAGAAGGCCAUCUUCAUAUUUCUCAGCAACGCUGGGGCAGAAAGGAUCACAGACGUGGCUUUAGAUUUCUGGAGGAGCGGGAAGCAGAGGGAGGAGAUCAAGCUCAAAGACAUGGAGCCGGCCUUGUCCGUGUCGGCCUUCAACAACAGGAACAGUGGCUUCUGGCACAGCAGCUUAAUUGACCGAAACCUCAUCGAUUACUUUGUCCCCUUCCUCCCCCUGGAAUACAAACACCUAAAAAUGUGCAUCCGAGUUGAAAUGCAGGCGCGAGGCUUUGAAAUCGACGAGGACAUUGUAACCAAAGUGGCCGAGGAGAUGACAUUUUUCCCCAAAGAGGAGAGAGUUUUCUCCGACAAAGGCUGCAAAACCGUGUUCACCAAGCUGGAUUACUACUACGACUAGUGCUGCGGUCGGAGGGGAAGGCGGCCCCCGCGCUCGGCUCCGGCCCCGUCCAGGGCCAGGGCCCCGGGACCGGAGCAGCCGUUUCCUGCGGGGCGGAACGGGGAACCUUCCUGGGGUUUCCAUCCACUGGAGCCUCGGGCAUCACACCUGACGGAUCAUGGACUUCGGAGCAGCGCCCGGCUCCCCGCCGCUCGUCCGAGGGCUCGUGAUUUUUUAAAAAUCAUGUUUUAAUUUCAGGUGUUUCUGUUUCAAGGAAGGAUGUCUAAGUUUUACCGAAAAUGUGAUCACUUUAUUUAAAAUGGUUUUUAACCCCAUGAGAAACCUCUCAGA
Messenger RNA from Suricata suricatta (meerkat), 1839 nucleotides. Its product is annotated as torsin-1A. The record is from RefSeq and is a predicted model, not a curated record. Gene Ontology annotation, cellular component: endoplasmic reticulum lumen; nuclear envelope. Gene Ontology annotation, biological process: nuclear membrane organization; protein localization to nucleus. NCBI's taxonomy places the organism in Eukaryota, Metazoa, Chordata, Mammalia, Carnivora, Herpestidae. The coding region runs from base 1 to 1509 and encodes 502 amino acids. Gene Ontology annotation, molecular function: ATP binding; ATP hydrolysis activity; kinesin binding. The transcript is spliced from 7 exons.